Molecule: messenger RNA, 1812 nt
Organism: Prorocentrum cordatum
Lineage: Eukaryota; Dinophyceae; Prorocentrales; Prorocentraceae
Source: the annotation of a GenBank genome assembly
AUGCCCGGCGGCUGCCGCGGGGCGGCCUGGCGCCUGCGCGGCGCGAGGGCGGCGCUGCCCGCCGCGCUGGCGCUGCCCUGCGGGCGGCAGCGCCAACGGCGGAGCGCGGCCCGCGCCGAGGAGUGCGAGAGCGACUCGUGCGGCCGCCACGUGUACGUGGUCGGCGGGGGCCUGAGCGGCUGCCUCGCCGCGCACCUGGUCAGGAGGCAGGUGCCCUGCGGCGGGGAGGGCGGACCGCUCAGGAUCACCAUCCUCGAGCGUGCCAGCUACUGCAGCGGGCGCUUCGGGGCGGGCCUCCGCUUCAGUGCCUCGGCCAGCGCCGCCGCCGGCGGUGGGGGUCUGGAGGGCCAGGCCGCUGCAGCGGCAGGGCUCUGGUGCAACCUCGGGUCGCAGGUCCUGUCCGCCGUGAACCCGUCCGGGGCGCACGCGAACGCCGGGGAGGCGGGCCACGGCAUGCGGCGCGGGGACCUCGCGGGGGCGUGGCGGCUCGCCAUCCGCCUGCGCGACGAGGGCCUGCUGCUGGGCCCGGUGGGCCAGGAGCAGGAGAUCGAUGGCUACCCCCUCGCGUGCACCGACGAGCGGAUGUGGUACCCAGACCUCUGGUACCAUUUCGUCCCCUCGCCGCUUCAGGGGCUGCACGGGGUGCUCCGGUUCCUCGUGCGGGAGAGCGGGGCAGACGUGCAGCUCCGCCGCAGGGUCCUGGGCGCCGACCUGCGGGAGCUGCUCGCCGGCCGCUGCGCCGACCCUGGCACUGGUCGAGCGGCCGCGGGGAAGGUAGUGGUGGUGCUGGCAGUGCCUGCCCCAGAGGCGCUGCUGAUUCUGCAAGAGUCGAAGAACGAAGACGGCUCAAACAUAAAUUGUCGGAGGUCCUCGCGGAUUUCUUGGAUCGGCGCCGACCACCCCUUCCCUGGCGCGCUCCGCGCGCCAGGGGCGCCGUCAGGGGGGCCCAGCGGCGAUCAAAGGAAUCCGCGCAGACCUCCGAAAGCUUGUGUUUAUGUCGUUCUAGUUCCCCUGAAGACGUCGCUCAAGACAUCCACGACUUCGCCACGCUCGGGCGCGAGCUCGCCAGCAUCGGCUACGAUGGCCGCAUGGCGGUUGCCUUCGGGCUCGACGCCAGUAGGCUGGAGACCCCCCCCCAGUGCGACCACCGCGAGCCAGGCGGGGGCGGCACCGUCGGCUUCGCCGAGUUCCUGAGGGCGACCGUCUUCAAGGUUGGAGCCGGCUGGGGGUCUGAGGUGGCCGGCACUGGUUCUGGCGACCAGCAUUUUCUCCUGACCGACGUUCUAGGGGCUCAUCGGCUGAGACCCUCUGGCCGCGUCGACGUCAAGGGCGGCAGGGAGGUCAACCUGGACCUCGAGCCCUGGGACCACGCCGAGAACCUCCUGCACAUGCAGGGGGCCAGGACGCACGGCGUGGCCGCACUCUGUUCGAGCGUCCGCGCUGCUCUCUUGGGGCCGGUGCUGAGCCGCCCGCGCCAGCGUGCGGAGCGCGCCACGCGCGGCGCCGGAGGGCGUCGGGAGAGGGAGGGGCCCGGGCGCCGACCCCAGAGAUCCGCGCGGGCACGCCAAGGCUUCUCUGCGGCGCUCCCGAGAGGGCCUCGCCCGCGAAGGUCGAGGGAGUUGGCAUCGCUUCCGGGGGCGGAGGGCGGCGGAAGGGCGGCAGACGGCGGCGUAGGUCAAACAGCGGCGUCUCCGCCAGCGGAAGCUCGCGGAAGGCCGACGGCGGCCGACGUGCGAGAACGAUUCGCCCCCCGAGGAAAGGCAAGGUUUGUCCCUAUGCAAACAGUCUGCAAGGAUUGUCAGAUAUCUGUUC